Molecule: messenger RNA, 768 nt
Organism: Metarhizium album ARSEF 1941
Lineage: Eukaryota; Fungi; Ascomycota; Sordariomycetes; Hypocreales; Clavicipitaceae
Product: N-acetylglucosaminyl phosphatidylinositol deacetylase
Exons: 4
Coding region: 1-768 (255 amino acids)
Biological process (GO): GPI anchor biosynthetic process
Cellular component (GO): endoplasmic reticulum
Molecular function (GO): N-acetylglucosaminylphosphatidylinositol deacetylase activity
Source: RefSeq, a predicted model, not a curated record
AUGUUGGGCAGCGAUGCUCGUCUGCUGCCAUCGGAACUCCUGAACGCAAAGAACUUGCUUAUUGUGACGGCUCAUCCAGACGAUGAGUGCUUAUUCUUUUCACCGAGUAUAUUGGGCGUUUUGGAUAGGAACAAGAGCAUCAAAGGCGGCUUGGUCGUCAUGUCCACAGGGAACAACUACGGGCUUGGCGAGACCAGAAAGAAGGAGCUUCUAGGUUCAUGUGAAGCACUUGGUAUCGACACGUCUCGGUGUGUUGCUCUAGAUAAUCCUGACUUGCAGGACAAUCCCACCGUAUGGUGGGAAGAGGCCAAGAUCAAACCCAUCUUGAAAGAGUACAUUGAGAAAUGGGACAUAGAUGCCAUCAUCACCUUUGAUGAAGGUGGUGUGUCGGGCCACAUCAACCACCGGGCUGUCAGCUCUGCGGUCAAUCAAUACGUGGCAGAGAAUGAAAAGGCACCAGCAUCGUACAUGGUUGUAUCCGUGGCGCUCCCUCGAAAGUACACCUUCUUGUUGGACUUGCCGCUGACUGCACUCUCAUUCCUGUGGAGAAUCCUGGCCGCCAUCUUCUUCCCGUCAAGGUCAGCGGAGCCUGCGUACAAUACGCGCGCGCUGGUGUCCAGCACGUGGCACCGUUACGCCAUGACCAGACAGGCUUUUGCGAGUCAUGGCAGCCAGUAUACGUGGGACAGACACUUGUACAUGAUUAUCAGCCGAUAUGUCUGGUUCAAUGAUUUGAGAAAGAUUGUCGGGACGCGGCAUGGGGCUUGA